GUUACUUCCAAGAACCGCUCGAAGUUCAACGUACGACGCAAAUAAUAAAUUUCUUCAUUUUUUACUAUUUUUUAUAAAUAAUAAGAUGUUUCAUGGAACAAACAGUGAUUCAGACUGAAUUUUUGAUAUUAUGUUCACCAGAACCAAUAUUCAAUAUAUCAAUACGUAUAUUUUUUGCGAUUGUUUCGAUUAACAUUUAUCUCACUGAGAAUCAUACAAUGUAUAAAAGAUGUGUUAUUUAUUUUGAUCACGUUUCUCAUUUUUUUCAUUCACUACAAAAGUUUCAAUACAAUUCGUCUCGAAAUUGCAAUUUGUUUCAUAAAUCAAGUGAAAAAAUCUAUAUAAAUUGUUUACAGAAUGUGCAGUAUUCCUUAUAAGGUCCGAAGCUUUUACGAACAAUCAGAUAAAUAAAUUGUCGUAAUGGAAGAAGUGACAAGAUUGAUGAAAUUGAAGAAAAAUUGAGCUAAAGGUAAUCUUGAGACAAAACCAAUUGAUUAAAAAUAAUGGAACUUUAUUCUCAGCAAGAUAGAGCAGAGGGUAACAAAUAAAUUGAAACUUAAUGCGCUGAGGAUGCGCACCUAUUUUAGGAGAAACGGAUUGCCACUUUGGGCGAUAUCUGUCUUCUGUCUCCUUUUCUUCAUCGCCCUCUCGACCUCUUCUUCGAUCGAUGCUGAACCUGUAUUGAGAUCUCCUGGACGGUGUCCAGCUCUAAAUGAGCAGAGUACAUGUCCAUCUCGAGCUGCACCAUGUUCGAGUCAUUUCGAGUGCUCGAGUCCAACCGAGAAGUGUUGCGAGACUGUUUGCGGACUGAAAUGUGUGCCAGGAGAACUUACUGGUUGUGAACAACUUGCUGAAGCAGCUAACAGAAGAUCACGUGCUCUAGGUACACGUGGACCACCACAAUUUAUUCCUCAGUGCAAUAACAUAACUGGAGAAUUCGAGAAAGUACAAUGUGAACCUUCAGAAAAAAGUUGCUGGUGUGUAGAUGAGUUUGGUAGCGAAAUUGCAGGGACCAGAUCACCAGGACGUGAAUUCGUUGAUUGUAAUAAUCCGAAACUAUGUCAAGCACAUUCUUGUCGAAUGUUUUGUCCUUUGGGUUUUGAGAUUGACGAAGAAACUGGAUGUCCAAAAUGCGAAUGUCGAGAUCCUUGCAAAGGAGUAGUGUGUCCAGGUUCAGGGCAAACCUGUGAAUUGAUUGAAUCGUCAUGUGCACGGCCACCGUGUCCACCAAUUCCCAGCUGUCGAAAAGCUAAAUCCCUGGCGACCAUUUGUCCCGCUGGUGAACCACUUCAAAUCACCGAUUCUCCACGUCCUUUCCUAUGUGGAGACACUCCUGGUAAACCAACAUGUCCACCUCUGUAUCAAUGCUUAGUGGAAGCCCAUCAAGAGUACGGAGUUUGUUGUCCAUCAAGUCUUCAUUUACAUCGACCUGGUAGUUGUCCAUCUGUCGAACCUUCAAUAUGUGGUUGGUCAUGUAUACACGACUUCGAUUGUCUAGAGCCAGAGAUAUGCUGUGAUACCUCAUCAUGCGGUGGACCAGUUUGUACACUUCCAUCGGGACUUAGUGCAUGCCGGAAAAAUCGUAUCCUUGCAGAGAUGUUGAGUGUUUCGGAAAAGCAAGGAAGAGGAUACAUUCCUCAGUGUAAAGAUAAUGGCGGAUAUGAACCGAAACAGUGCUCAAGAAAUGGCUUAGUUUGUUGGUGCGUUGAUGUGGAUGGAAAAAAAAUAUCUGGAACAAUGGGCUCUGGAGAAACAGUUAAUUGUCACGAAACUGUAAAGUCUAAAGCUCGAGCACUUCCAACUAAUUGUACUCUUCAACAAUGUGCUCAAGUUUGUCAAUACGGCUUCAAAGUUGAUGAAUAUGGAUGCUCAACGUGCGAAUGCGAUAAUCCUUGUGAAGGUUAUCCUUGUCCAGCAGACCAAGAGUGUACUUUAUAUCGUGAGAGUGCCUGUCCUGAUUUUCUCUGCCCCACGAUUCCAGAGUGUCGUCCAAAGACAUUUAACCCAUGUUUACAUGGUGCACCCUUAAAGUAUGAUGAUGGAAAUAUAGUCACUUGCAUUAAAGACUAUCUGUGUCCUUCGAACCAUGUUUGCACUGCGGAUCCUGUUGCCCAGAAGUGGGUUUGCUGUCCUGAGUUCGCUCACAUACUAAAACAACCGACAAUGUGUGAAUAUUUAAGAGACUUCAACAACCGGAUGGAAGGAACUCGAGAAGGCAUGCGAUUAGCAAUUCCACCGCCCAAAUGUGCACCUGAUGGAAGCUAUAAAUCACUUCAGUGUCAUGAAUCGCAGUGUGAUUGCGUCAAUGAACAAGGAGUGCCCCUAAAGACCAACAUUACGAUGGAUAUUGAUUGCGAGGAAGUCCGAAGACUCACAGGAAUAUGCGAAACCACAGAAUGCGAUUUAAAAUGUCCCUACGGUCGAGAAGUGGAUGAGGCAGGAUGCGAGAUUUGUCGAUGUAGAGAUCCAUGUCAAAAUGUUUUGUGUGGAGAUCAUGAAACUUGCACAAUGGUCGAUGUAAACUGUGGAGAGGGUCAAAACUGUUCUCAAGUUCCAGCUUGUCUCAAAGUAAAACCAGGACAAUGUCCUUAUUUAGUACCAAGUUCUUCAAGUUGCGAAGUACACUGUAGUAAUGAUCAGGAAUGCUCUGAAGACCGAAAAUGCUGCUCCACCGGAUGUGGAACUCAAUGUGUAACACCAGUCGUUGCCACAGCUUGUCAGCAUGCUCGAUCAUUAGCUGAACAUGCUGCAAGAGAAUCCGGGGAACCAGCAAGAAGGAUUUAUAUUCCCAAAUGUGACGAAAAAGGAAGUUUUGAACCAAUUCAGUGUCACAAAGAGAUGUGCUGGUGUGUUGAUGAUGAAGGAAAAGAAAUAAUAGGAACUCGAGUACCAGAAGGAGUUAAUCCAACAUGUAACACACCAGUACACUGUCCUGAAAUCGAAUGUCACUUGGACUGCCCUGAAGGUUUGAAUUUAGACCCUUCGGGGUGUCCUAUUUGUUCCUGUCGAGAUCCUUGUAAAGCAAUCAAUUGUCGAGGAGAAAACGAAGCAUGUAGAAUGGUUGAAGUUGCUUGCAGUGCUCCACCCUGUCCUCCAGUACCAGUUUGCUUACCUAAAAAAGAUAAUCCUUGCCCCAACGGCUCUCCACUUCUUACUCAAGAGGGAUCUCCUGCUAUAUGUGGUCCGCAUGGUCAACAUUGCCCUACAACACAUAAAUGUGAACUCUCGCCUCUUGAUGAGUACGCUGUGUGUUGUCCAAAACCAAGGGAAGUAUGCUUUGAAGCUCCACAGAUAAUUGAAUGUGCUCCAAAUAGAGGAAUGAAUGAAACUGAGAGAUGGUACUUUGAUCCUGAACUCAAUGAAUGCAGAAGGAAAUCGGGAUGUUCUAUUGGUCAUAAUGAUUUCUCUAGUAAAUUAGUUUGCGAUGAUAUAUGUCCAAUUUUGACUCCAUGUGAAUUGCAAAGAGAAAGAAACCUAAAAAAAGCACAAAGUCUUAAUCAGCCAAUAUUCUUACCAAGAUGUAAUGCUGACACUGGAGCUUGGGAACCUGUUCAAUGUCUAGAACACGUAGGAGUAUGUUGGUGUGUAGAUCGUAAAGGUGUUAGCAUCAAGGGAUCGCUAGUACGUGGUGAAGAACCAAAAUGUAACUUUAGACAAGCUCGCAAGGGCAAAGGUCCCGUGGAAAUUGAUCCGGAAAUUGCGGCCUACAUGGAAAAUGCUUUAGUUAAACUAGCAGAUGAAGAGAAGCCUGUAGCAAAGUCUUUAAUCACUAGGUGUGAAGCAAUGAAGGAAAGAGGGCAUGUACCGACGACAUGCGAUCAAGACGGAAAGUUUGAACCAACACAAUGUGCUGGAGAUACUUGCUGGUGUGUCGACGAAGCGGGUAAUCAGAUUGUUGGAUCAGAACCAUUUUUUAAGGGAACUAGAAUGUGUUUAAUGACACCCGUAGAAGCUGUAGAAGUAACACUUCGUUUUCCCGGUCAUUUCGUGAAUGAGGACACGAGUCGUUUUACAACGGCAGCAGAAGAUCUUAUGCGUGAUUUGAAUGCAAAUAUAAAAGAUGGAAUCGCAGUUGAAUUAGAUCUCGACGCAGCUAUAAUUGGAUUUGAAGUUGUGGGUGAAAACAAAGUAGACGUUGCUUUCCAUCUUGAAGAGUUGACGAGAAGUCGAAGUUUAUCUCUUCUUGGAUCGAUUGCUGAUGCAACUACUUCAAGAUUUAUCCAUAGACCUUUAUCUUUUGAGGCAGAAGACAAGAUAAUGGCUCUUGAGCAACGGGAUAUGUUUUCUGAAACUGAAUCUCCUAUCUAUCAAACUACAACAGUCGUUCUCGCAGUUGCUAGCGCCAUUAUCAUCAGCAGUUUGAUUAUCUUGCUACUGAUUUACCGGAAAAAGAUGAAAACGAGAUAUUGUACUCCAAAAUCAGAAGGAACGGAUCAGCGCUUUUUGGCUUAUGACAAGCAGCCAGUAUAUGUGAUAUCUGGUGCGGAUAAGGACGAUAAGGAUAUCGAGGUUGCAAGAGAAAUACGCGAGAGCCUCCAAGCAGCAAAGGAAAUUGCUCAGACAUAAACUUCCGCGAGUUUCUUCGAUGUAGCAUCAGUCCUUCUCUAAGUCAACUCCAAGUACCGUUAGAGGCAUGGUUAGGCCUUCAAGCAAAGGCUUGGGAAGGCUUGAAACUCGAGCAUGUUCUGCCUCGGGUAUAGGGUCCUCUAUAUAUUAGAUAGCAGAGCAUCUCCGCAUGAUCGAUCUCUAGGUAACGGCCACGGUAGUUUUCCUCUAUGUCAUAAAUUUGUUCUGAAAUGUAAUGACUUUCUUUAUGAUGGUAUUAAAUGAGAUAAUGACAAAUUGAACAAAUAACAUUCCGGUAUACAUAAUUUCACGCUUUAGAUCUAUCAUAAAAUGAUGGGUUUUUUUUUUUUUAAUUUUUACUUUAUGAUAAUAAAAAAAAAAAAAAAUCGUAUGUGCCGUUUAAGCAUAGCGUGAAGAGUGAGCAAAUUAAUAAACUAUAAUUGAAAUAUUUUAGAAAUAUUUUCGAGAGUUUUCUGAAGUCACUGACAUCAAUUUAAAUAUGUCAUUGACGUCAGAAGUAUCGAAAGUAGCACAUGUAGAUGCAUAUCGUGUAUACAUGACGUGCAAAGUGAUAUAGUUACAUUAUUAAUAAUGAAUUAAAAUAUAAUUCAAUUCAUCAAUUCGAUAUAUCAUCUAUAGUUUAGCAAUUGUACAUAUCGAUAUCGCAACUAUCACUUUUAACUCUAAUUUAUUAUUUAUUUUGUAUUUUUUAUAUAUUCAACUAAAUAUUAUAAUUUUCACUGUUCUUCACUGUGCGGUAGUUAACUUUCAAAUUGAAUCAUUUAAAAUGAUUAAUCUGCUACUAAUUACAUAGCCAAUGAAAAUAUAUUGAAAUUAUUAGCAGUUGAAUCUUUAAUUAUCUUCAAUGUGCACAUAUUUACAUAAGUACACGAAGAAUAGUGUUCAAAAUUAAAAUAUUUCACAGAACUUUUGAUCAGAUAUCUUCGAGUAGUAUCUAGUUCAUUUAUCAUAUUUAAACAUUCAUAUUUUACUUGAAGAUGUCUGAUACA
Chelonus insularis is the source of this 5576-nucleotide messenger RNA. Its product is annotated as neurogenic locus notch homolog protein 1. The record is from RefSeq and is a predicted model, not a curated record. Lineage: Eukaryota; Metazoa; Arthropoda; Insecta; Hymenoptera; Braconidae. Gene Ontology annotation, cellular component: basement membrane; extracellular region. Gene Ontology annotation, biological process: cell-matrix adhesion. Gene Ontology annotation, molecular function: serine-type endopeptidase inhibitor activity. The coding region runs from base 571 to 4566 and encodes 1331 amino acids. The transcript has 9 exons.